AUGGAAGCUCCUUUGAAGAAGCGCCGCGCAAGCAAACCCAAAGGCAAGACAGGCUGCCGGACUUGCAAGGUCCGUCGAGUCAAAUGUGACGAGGGUCGACCAGCCUGUACCCGAUGCGUUUCCACUGGCCGGGUCUGCGAUGGCUACGGCAUCUGGGGCGGGGGAGGAAACGCGUUUGGUAGUCGUAUACCCAGAGCAGAAGCUCAGCAGACCGCGCUUGUGACUUACAGCACACCAGUGCCAAUGGACUAUGUCACAGCAGAUGAAGGGUCCUACGUCGAGUGGUUCAUCCAACACGCCAUCUUCAAAAUUGGCGGGAUGUUUCCUUCUGAGUUCUGGAAUAAACUGGUCAUCCAGGCUCUUUUUCAGGAGUCGGCUGUGCGCCAUGCCGUCUUGGCCUUAUCAUCCGCCCACCGAUACGGGGCGCAGCACCAUGACGAGUAUCCUUUGAAAAGCGACCGUCCCAGUGAAAACGAGCGAUUUACUCUUCGGCACUACAACCGAGCGAUUGGCUGUCUGAAGACCGAAUUUGGCCGCGAGACUGGGCAACUACAGAGUAAAAUGGUUGCCCUUAUCACUUGCAUGCUGUUUGUGACACUGGAAAUGCUCCGGGGUCAAUAUAAAACAAGCCACACUCACCUACAGCAUGGAGUAAUGCUGUUGAGAGAGAUAAAAGCCCAACGGGAUACCUCACGGAAUGGAGAUCUUAUCAAGGCCAUGCCACAAACCGCUGCAGAUGAUAUUAUGCAAGUCUUUGGCCGACUGGCUAUACAGUCUGCUCUAUUCGGACAAAGGAUACGAUACCUGAACCCAGGGGAUAUUGAACCUGAUGACUUGCCCAACAGGUUUCAGUCCGUUGCGCAAGCAAGACGGUAUUUGGACGUUCUUCUUGCGCGAACGCAAUCUCUGGUUGAGAUGUGUCGUCAGAUCGAGAUAGGCACGGCUAUGCUGCAUAGCUACGACCAGCUACUCGAACUUCAGGGUUGUCUCGAAGAGGAGUUGGAUCUAUGGCUUGUGGUCUACAAUUCAUCCCUCGACACACUCCUGCCUCGUGGAUUCUCCCAAGCUCUCUUGGCGUUGAAAAUGCUCAAGAUAUACCACACCAUGGCCCUGAUCAUGGUUGUGACCUGCGUCCCGUGGAAUGACCAAGUCGCGUUCGAUCUCCAGACAGAAAGGUUCAUCCUCAUCAUCAACGACAUCAUCUGCGCCUGGCAAGCGGUCAAAGCUGCGUACCCCAAGCUUGCUAGUGGCUCGCUUGGAACAGCUUUUACCAUGGACAUGGGCUUCAUCCCUCCCCUAUACUACACCGCACUCAAAUGCAGAGUCCCUCGCAUUCGAAGACAAGCAAUCAGGCUACUUCGAAUGGCUCCCCACCGUGAAGGUGUAUGGUCGAGCUCCCUCACAUCCAGAAUCGCCGAGGAGGUUAUAGCAGUUGAAGAGCGAAAAGUUGACGCAACCCUUCGGUCGGAGGAUAGCUUCGAUGCUCUCAGCGUGCCAGAAGAGAGCGAAUUGGAGAUGAAGUUACUACCUCACCUUUCCCGGAUCUCCGAUGUACGUGUCAAUUUACCCGAUGAACCGACUGGGAACGUCACUCUGUCUCUUUGGCAAAUUCAGGACGGUAAUUGUUGCAAGGUGCAUGAGAAGGUGUUCGCUAUGGGAGAACAAGCUGUUCCCGGCACUCGCUGCGUACCUUGA
Aspergillus heteromorphus CBS 117.55 is the source of this 1695-nucleotide messenger RNA. RefSeq names its product Zn(II)2Cys6 transcription factor. The transcript has 2 exons. Gene Ontology annotation, biological process: regulation of DNA-templated transcription. The coding region runs from base 1 to 1695 and encodes 564 amino acids. Gene Ontology annotation, molecular function: DNA-binding transcription factor activity, RNA polymerase II-specific; zinc ion binding. The record is from RefSeq and is a predicted model, not a curated record. Lineage: Eukaryota; Fungi; Ascomycota; Eurotiomycetes; Eurotiales; Aspergillaceae.